GUAAUACAGUCACCAUAAAGGUCCUCGUCCUUCCUCCAUUUCCCAGAAUUGGACUGGUUCAGAAAAAUCACACCAACAAUAAAGAGACUAUCACCAUGGCGAUAUUGACUAUCAUUCUGCUUGUCAGCACGGCUUUUGCUCUGGGAGAUACUAUGAUACGACCCAAGACCCCAUGUGAGGUUGCUAGAGAUGCCGUGCCACAUGGCCUAGUUGGAGCCUACAUCCCCACGUGUGACGCUGCUGGACAAUACACCCCUGAGCAAUGUUGGGGCUCUACAGGUUACUGUUGGUGUGUGAAUAGUUCUGGACAGAAGAUCCCAGGUACUGAGACUCCACCAGGCACUGCUAGAAUCAUCUGUUCCACCCAGAAUGGUGCGAUACGACCCAAGACCCCAUGUGAGGAUGCUAGAGAUGCCGUGCCACAUGGCCCAAUUGGAGCCUACAUCCCCACGUGUGACGCCGCUGGACAAUACACCCCUAAGCAAUGUUGGGGCUCUACAGGUUACUGUUGGUGUGUGAACAGUUCUGGACAGAAGAUCCCGGGUACUGAGUCUCCACCAGGCACUGCUAGAAUAAUCUGUUCCACCCAGAAUGGUAUGAUACGACCCAAGACCCCUGUGAGAUUGCUAGAGAUACUGCGAUGAAAAACGU
Molecule: messenger RNA, 651 nt
Organism: Oncorhynchus tshawytscha (Chinook salmon)
Lineage: Eukaryota; Metazoa; Chordata; Actinopteri; Salmoniformes; Salmonidae
Product: equistatin-like
Exons: 7
Coding region: 96-644 (182 amino acids)
Biological process (GO): cell-matrix adhesion
Cellular component (GO): basement membrane
Source: RefSeq, a predicted model, not a curated record